Daktulosphaira vitifoliae (grape phylloxera) is the source of this 2928-nucleotide messenger RNA. RefSeq lists its product as uncharacterized. NCBI's taxonomy places the organism in Eukaryota, Metazoa, Arthropoda, Insecta, Hemiptera, Phylloxeridae. Bases 322 to 1548 code for a protein of 408 amino acids. The transcript has 8 exons. The record is from RefSeq and is a predicted model, not a curated record.
CGGGAGUCAGUACACGUUGUUCUUGUUGCUCGCGCGUUGGGUGCGUCCGGCUGCAGUUUUAUUCACUCUGCGAUCGCCCAUUCGAUUGUUUUACUAUAGGGUUUUUUUUUCUUUGUGAAAUAUUAACGUUUAAAACCCACACCAAAUCGACUACUAGCGAGUAGUUAUAAAAUAUGCGUUGGCCGCCGCAACGCGAAUUUGUUGGUCGUUUUUGUCCGCCUUUUCUUUAAAAUUGUGACUUAGUUUUAUCUAUUAUAUAAAUUUCUAGAAAAUUUGUUUUAAACAUUUUUUUUUAAAGCGGCCGUUAAAAAGUUCGUGACUAUGUAUUUGUCAACUGUCGGCUCUCUACUGCUUCUGUUGUUGGCUACCUCAACACUAUCAUCGGAGUCACCAAACAAUCCUAAAUUGAAUUAUAAAAUUAAUUGUGACAAUAAUGUUAUGACUAUUGACAUCAAAAGAACUGAAGACAUCAAAAGUAUUUAUUUGAGCAAGUUGAAAUUCUAUCCAAUUAAAGCUUGCAAACCAAUAUUUGAAGAAGAUCUCAUAAAAUUCAGAUUAUCUCUCGAAGACUUUUAUCAGUGCGGAAUUACUAAAGUGACCAAUAAAGGAACUGGUGCAGUCACAUAUUACCAUCAAGUUGUUAUUGAAAAAGAUGAGGGAUCUUACAAAUCGUUUUUGGACUUUAAAUGUUGGUUUGGUGGUAAGAGUGGUAAUCAUACAAUGACAAAGAGGAAUGUACUUCCUGCCGGUUUUCAAGAACCAGAAGAUUUAGAGAUCACUACUCUGACUAAAAAUGCUCCGGUGCCCAUGUUAAAGAUUGGUGUACGGCAAGAUGGAAAUAUUGUUGAUGGUGAGCUAAAUGUCAACCCACAAACACUGUUACAAAUGGAAAUUUAUUUAGACAAAGAAAGCGCACCUAUCUAUGGACUUUUGGUUAGUUACAUGAAAGUUACAGAUACCAAAGCUCAGGAAGAAACCAUCAUAUUUAACGGGUGUUCCUUGGAUCCGUUAUUAUUCCAAAACUUUAAUACAACUGACGGUGACAUGUUAACUGCUAAAUUUAGAGCAUUUAAAUUUCCAGAAUCAACUUACGUACAGUUCAUAGGCACUGUAAACGUUUGCCUAGACAAAUGCCGCGGGGUUGACUGCAGCAAUGGUAAAAUUGGUUUUGGUAGGAAAAGGCGAGAAAUAAGUGGUAUACCACCUGAUCCCAACAAAGUUUUUGAAGUUUCUAUGACAACGUUUAUUAAAGUUGAAUACAAAAACGAAAUAGAUCAAGAUAAAGUUAAAUUAGACACAGGAAUUCCUUACAGUGAAGAAAAACAAGCUAACUCGAACAGUUUAGAUAUACAACCAAAAGAAGAUAUACGAACUAAUAAGAACAAUAAUCAUAUGCGCGUCGACACUGAGGAAAUCCGCGAAGAACUAAAGUAUACUGUAUUGGGUAAAAAUACAGGUGGCUCUGGUCAAGAUAAAGUCACAUCUAUGAACGUAUUAACAAUUAUUUCAGUAUCUGCUAUUUUGUUUUGGACAAAUGUAUUUGCAUAAAUACUAACAACUCUUAUAUAUAUAUUUAAGUUUUUAUAUAGGUCUAACUUUAUUAACUUUCCUAUUUUAAAUGUAAAACUUCAAAUGAUUAUAAUAAUAUAACUUGUUUUAAUGUUACCAACAAUAACAAUUUUUUAUGCAUGAUUUUAAUAAAAAUUUACUUAAGUUAUCUAUAAAAAAUAUUUAAAACUAUAAACUAAUUUUAAUGUUUUAAUGUAAAAAUAUAACUCAUGUUGCAUUCAAUACAUCCCUCCAUCUCUUUUUUGGUCUUUCUCUACCUCUUCUUCCUUCAACGUUCAUUUCUAUAACUUUUCAUACAGCUUCCAAUUGUUUUCUCUUCAAAACAUGACCAAACCAGCUAAGUCUAUUUUCUCUCAUCUUAUCUUCGAUUAUCCAUCUAUAUUUCCCUUAUAUGUUCGUUCCUUAUCCUAUCUUCUCUAGUCACUCCACUCAUCCAUCCCACCAUUCUCAUAUCUGCUACACUCAUUAUCUGCUCUACUUUCUUAUCAAUUGCUCAACACUCUGAACAUCAUAUUUGGUCUCACUACAGUCUUAUAGAACUUACCUUUCAGUCUUAUUUGAAUUCUCUUAUUGCAUAACACAUUAGACGCUUUUCUCCACUUCACCCACCCGUAUUUAAUCCUGUGUCUUGCAUCUUCGUCAAUAUUACCGUUCUUUUUCACAACUGAUCCUACAUACUUAAAACUUUCCACCUCUCCUAUCACGUCCUCACCUAUUGUCACUGAUCUCCUCAUUUCACUUACUUCGUCUUCUUCUUUGUCAAACCGUACUCUAUAUAUUCUGUCUUACUCCUACUUAUUCGUAAUUCCUUUUCUUCAAGAACUAAUCUCAGCACCUCUAGCCUUUGAUUAAUUUCCUCCCUAUUUCUGCUAUUAAUACUAUUUCGUCAGCGAACAACAUGCAAUAUGGCACCUUUCCUUGUAUUUCUCUAGUAAUUUCAUCCAUCACUAGAAAUAAAGUAAGGGCUUAAAGCAGCACCAUGGUACACUCCUAUUUUUACCUUAAAACCUUCUGUUAUAUCCUAUAUUAUAUUACUGUACAUUUUCGGAACUCCUUUUGAAAUUCCAGGCAAAAUAUGAAAAUAUAACUGUAUUUUAAAUUAAAAAUUAAUACUAGAUUACUUUAACAGUCUCUAUUUUAUCAUAUUCAUUUGCUAUACAGUUUUUAAUAAUAUUAAUUAAAUUUUAAACAUUGUAUAAAAAUUCUAAUUGAAUUAAUGAUAAACUAAUAAUUAAAUUAUUAAGUUACGUAUGCGAGUUUGAAUAUAUAUAUAAUUAAUAAUAUUUUUCGGCAAAAAUUAAAUACUGUUUAAAAGAAAAAACACAUAUAUGAUACUAUCAUAAAAAUAUCUUUAAAGUA